Messenger RNA from Patiria miniata (bat star), 1482 nucleotides. RefSeq names its product fatty acid-binding protein, heart-like. Bases 143 to 559 code for a protein of 138 amino acids. Gene Ontology annotation, molecular function: fatty acid binding. The record is from RefSeq and is a predicted model, not a curated record. Gene Ontology annotation, cellular component: nucleus; cytosol. NCBI's taxonomy places the organism in Eukaryota, Metazoa, Echinodermata, Asteroidea, Valvatida, Asterinidae. Gene Ontology annotation, biological process: fatty acid transport. The transcript has a single exon.
GAAUCUAUUGUCAAUAUUGAACGCUGUGGUUGGGUAUAAAAAUAAGUUGAUAUGUGACUAGAGUGCAUUUCUCACGAAGCAGCUGAACUGAAGGCACCGAUUAAACAGCCACCAAGAUAAAACAAAAAUCCUGCAAAAAAUCAUGGCACCGAUUGACUUGGACGGAACAUGGAAGCUGGUCAAGAACGAGAAUUUGGACGCCUUCUUGAAGGCGAUGGGCCUCAACUUCGCGGUGCGUAAGAUGGCGGCGGCUGCCACCCCGGUCCUGGAGAUCACCCAGAAGGGAGACGUCUUCAAAGUCAUCUCCAAAGGUGUCAAGACGCAUGAGUCCAACUACACCGUGGGGCAAGAGUUCACCGACAAGAACCCCCUGAACGAGAAGGAGACGAGCACCUACUCGCCCGUGUGGGACGGAGACAAGCUGCGGAUCGACAACAAGAGCAACCCGGAGGCCAUCCACGUUGUCCGUGAGCUGAUCGACGGGCAGUUGGUCCAGACUCAGACCAUUGGGAGCGGAGACAAGGCUGUGGUUAGCAAGAGGAUCUUUGCUAAGAAGUAGACGCUGGACGCAGACACAAUGGACAGGCAUCAACGAUGCGGUACAAUCAUCUUAUCUUACAGACUUGGUAGAACUAGCAAGCAGCAUCAGUCAGAUACCCAAAGUCAUCACACAAACAGAACUCUGUGAAUUGCGGGAUUCGUCUUGUCUGUAUACUAAUUAUGCCAAUUUUCGUUUAUAAUGUUUGCAUAUACGGACUUCAUCAUUAAUAUAAUAAUGUCAUUAUUUUGUCUGCCUUGUUUGGUUGAUGGUGUCGGGCCAUGUUGAUUCAUGUUGAGCAUACAUGUAUCAUGGCACACACACAAUUAUCUCUUAUCUUGUUCUAGCGUCAGUAGACCCAUCUAUUAAGCCCGCCUCCAUGAUAUAUUGACCAAUCGCAGCAUUGAUUAAUAUCCGACAAAGGUCUCGUGCGUUGUGGGCGGGGCUUAACUGAUCAGUCGUUUAAGUGUCACCUUCAGUUUGACUUUUAAAGAUCUUUCAUUUACUUUAUUGUGGUUUUUUAAAAUCAAAAUACGACGUUUACAUUUUCACAGCACAGCAUGUAAAUUGUCGAGUCCACGGAAACGUUUCUAAACUACAGUUUAAACUCACUCAUUUGAAUUGAGUCUUGUCAGUAUUUUACUAGUAGUAUAGCCGAUAUAAAUAGUAAUAUAAACAAAUUAGAAAGCAAAUUUAAUAUUUUAUAGAAACUUUUUUAAAUGCACACGUUACUUUUUAAGCUCAUCUGUAUUUUCUCAACAGUUCUGUCAUGUUAUAAGAUAGCAUGUUGUUAAAACAACAACAUGGGUUGUGUUGUUAGUCAACUCGUGACAGUUGAAAUAAAAGCAUAACUCUGUUGUCGUAAAGCAAGCAUCGAAUGCACUUAUUAACUUCAAAAAGCUGCGCUCUAACAGGUGUAUUUAUAAUUGAUUGAUCAUCUUUUU